UGGGUGAUGCAGUCCGCAUAUCGCGAUGGUCCUUCCCAGCAUUGUCCCGCGCCUGAAGCAAGCGGUCCUCGCGAACGACUUGGUGGCGAAGAACCCUACCUUGGUCAACUUCCUGGGCCACCCUGCCGGACCGUUCACAGUGCACUUUUGGGCGCCUGCAUUCAAAUGGUGCAUCACGAUUGCCAACAUUGCCGACAUGAAGAAGAGCCCUGAACUCCUCUCGACGAACCAGCAAAUCGCCGUCGCGUUGACGGGGAUCAUUUGGUCGCGCUACAGUUUGGUGGUCACCCCCAAGAACUGGAACUUGUUCAGUGUCAACGUUUUCAUGGCUGGCACUGGACUGACCCAGCUCUACCGCAAAUUCGCGUGGGAAAACGGUGGACGGGAAGCUGCGGCCAAAGCCGCCGCCGAAGCGACUGCGUAGACCACGACCCGCCCCACCCGGCUGUCAAUUCCAUGUAUUCCACUGUCUUGGCUAGUACAUUCUUGCAUUGGGA
Aphanomyces invadans is the source of this 497-nucleotide messenger RNA. RefSeq lists its product as hypothetical. The coding region runs from base 26 to 424 and encodes 132 amino acids. Gene Ontology annotation, cellular component: mitochondrial inner membrane. Lineage: Eukaryota; Oomycota; Saprolegniomycetes; Saprolegniales; Verrucalvaceae. Gene Ontology annotation, biological process: pyruvate import into mitochondria. The transcript has 3 exons. The record is from RefSeq and is a predicted model, not a curated record.